Molecule: messenger RNA, 1897 nt
Organism: Cuscuta europaea
Lineage: Eukaryota; Viridiplantae; Streptophyta; Magnoliopsida; Solanales; Convolvulaceae
Source: the annotation of a GenBank genome assembly
UUCACAUCUAACUACUAUCCAAUAUACAAACCAUGGGCUUGUGGUCCUUAAUAAACGAGUUCCACCAAUCAAAAACUACUUGGGCAUUCAAAGCCCGGGCUGUUCGUGUCUAUACCGUACCUGCCCAUGGCACUUACGGUGAAUCUUUGCAAUGCAUUUUCUAUGACGCUGAGGUAUUUACUUAAGUUUCCAGAUUGCUUUCUAAUACAUUAAGUAGGUUACUAUAAGAACUAACAACUCUUUAAGCAGGGCACAAAAAUACAUGCACACAUUGCAAAAUCAGAGGUUGCAAAGUUUGAGGACCUGUUUAAGGAAGGAUAUGUUUAUGCCAUAAGACAAGUCUUGGUGCUAGAUAACUAUAUGAAGUUCAAGACAAAAAGGAAUGCUUUGAAGUUGUUAUUCAUCAAAGGAACUGAUGCUUUUCAAAUCUCAGACAUUAUUUUUCCAAUGAGAAUGUUUGACUUCACAUCUAUUGCUGCCUUACAAGAUGCUGAAGUUAUUGACGAAACCUAUGCCAUAGAUGUGAUCGGCAAGGUAACUUCCAUGUCAAACCCAAAGUCCCUAACAAAGAAUGGUAGAGAAAUGAAGUUGCUUGAUCUAACUCUUGGUGAUGCCAACGGAAAUACAAUCACUUGCACUUUGUGGGAGAACAUGGUAGAAGAGUGUGGAUUUUCUGAAAACAAAACCAAAGUCUAUCACUCUUAUUCUUCAACGCUGCCAUGCAAAAAAGUUCCAGGGUCGGGUUAGGGUAACAAACAUGUUCCAUGUGACCAAGAUGUUACUGAAUAGCAAGAACAUGGAGUGCGCAGCUUCCAAUGCCACAUAAUGAUGACGAUGUGGACGCUCUAGCCUUAGCUACUUUUGUUACCCCUUCUUUUCAAGAUGACCUAACUGCUGGAAAAGUCCAGUUGGUUUCAAUUGAAGAUCUAUUGAAAUUUGAAGAGGAUGGAAAACACUGGGUUUGUGGAGAGAUGUUGACAAUAUACAGCUACAGAGAUUGGUACUACAUAUCUUACAAAGGGUGCAGCAGAAAGGUGUCACCUGAAGGUGACAGUUUUAGAUGUGGUGUGUGCAACACCAAAGAAGUAGUUCUAAGGUACAAAAUUAAUGUUAGGGUGAUGGAUGAGACAGGUCAUGCUUCUUUUGUAUUUUGGGACAAAGAAUUCAUUGCUUUGGUUGGAAAAACUGCAAGUAAUCUUCAUGAGGAGAUUGAAAAGGUUUUCUAGAAGAAACAUCAAGUAUUUAAUGGUUAUAUAUCUAAUAGACUUAUAAAAAUUAAUAAGUUUAAGAUUUGUGGGAUUUACAGAAAAGUGUUGGGCCGUACUACUUUCCAGAAAAGUGUUGGACCGUACUACUUUUCAGUCGAUAUGAGAAGUAUGUGUACUUAUUAUUUUACCUAUAUAGUUUAUGUUUGUGUUUAAAAUGAGAUAUUUAAAUGCUAUACUCAUUUCAGGUCAUCAUCCCUAAUGAGGAAGAUACCAGCCCCCUACUGUCAAAAGAAAAAGGUAAGGCAGUUGUGGUGAACUACGAGGCCAUCAAUAGGAAGCUGUUUGAUGAGCCCCCUCCUGUUCACCCACCAAAGAAGCUGAAGAUAGUGAAAUUGGAAAAGGAGUAGCAAUGUUUAAAGUAUUAAGAAUUUUUUGCCCAAAUGAAGCAUAUCAUGUAUGCAACAUUUUCCUAUGUGUUUUUGUUAGUGCAUUAGCAUUUCACAAACAUGUUUGCUGCCGGGAACAACUUAGGGAUAAGAUUAGGUUAUGUUACAAACUUUUGGUGUGGGUUAUUUUUCGAGAUAAUCUAUUUUGAUCCUAAGUUUGUAAGUUUUGGCAUUUGUUGCCAAGUGUAAUGUAACCUAUUCUGGAUUUAAUGAUAAUUAUGAUAUGUAAAUUAUGUUCUAUUU